Molecule: messenger RNA, 1356 nt
Organism: Nymphaea colorata (pocket water lily)
Lineage: Eukaryota; Viridiplantae; Streptophyta; Magnoliopsida; Nymphaeales; Nymphaeaceae
Product: 3-oxoacyl-[acyl-carrier-protein] reductase 4
Exons: 11
Coding region: 225-1190 (321 amino acids)
Biological process (GO): fatty acid biosynthetic process
Molecular function (GO): 3-oxoacyl-[acyl-carrier-protein] reductase (NADPH) activity; NAD binding
Source: RefSeq, a predicted model, not a curated record
UUACUGAGGGUGUAGCGAUAAAACCAUAGAAACAGGAAGCCUCGGUUCCAUCGACGGGCACACCCUGCAUCUUCUCCUCUGCUUCCUUUGAAAGCAAACAGCAAGCACCUGGUCAGUCUCUUGACGAACUGCUGUUGACAAAACCGUAUCGACGUUCGUAACUUCAUCAUUUCUUGGCGCCUCUUUCCCACCUGGCAACUCUCCACAGCGGCAUUUCCAGAGCCAUGGCUGCCGCCGCUUCCUCCUCAGUCUUCAAGCCCACAGGGGUCCUCUCCAAAUCUUCUGUCCCGGCUCGCGUGCUAGCUCCUUUCCAUCUUAGGAUCCCAUUUCAAGGAAACCAACUUCAUCAUCUGCCGAUAUCGUGCCGCAGGCCCAUCUCUUCUCCUAGAGUUUCCGGCAUAAGAGCUGUGUCCACCAUAGAGCAAGCACAAACUGAAGUUCCUCUGGGUGUAGAAGCUCCUGUAGCCAUUGUUACUGGAGCUUCCAGGGGAAUUGGUAAGGCAACAGCAUUGGCCCUAGGAAGAGCAGGCUGCAAGGUCCUUGUGAACUAUGCAAGGUCCUCAAAAGAAGCCGAAGAGGUUUCCAGAGAGAUUGUAGAGUGUGGAGGGCAGGCCCUUACUUUUGGAGGAGAUGUUUCGAAGGAAGAGGAUGUUGAAGCUAUGAUCAAGACUGCAGUUGAUGCAUGGGGAACAAUUGACAUUUUGAUAAAUAAUGCAGGGAUAACUCGGGACACACUUUUGAUGAGAAUGAAGAAAACCCAGUGGCAAGAAGUUAUUGAUUUGAACCUUACUGGCGUAUAUCUUUGCACACAGGCGGCUGCAAAGGUCAUGAUGAAAAAGAGAAAGGGAAGAAUUAUCAAUGUAUCUUCUGUUGUUGGUCUAACGGGGAACGCAGGACAGGCCAACUAUAGCGCUGCAAAAGCUGGUGUUAUUGGAUUAACCAAGAGUGUAGCAAGGGAAUAUGCCAGCCGAAAUAUAACAGCAAAUGCUAUUGCACCUGGAUUCAUUGCAUCUGACAUGACUGCAAAACUUGGAGCUGAUAUUGAGAAAAAGAUUUUGGAGACAAUUCCUCUAGGGAGAUAUGGACAACCUGAAGAAGUUGCAGGAUUGAUCAAGUUCCUUGCUCUUAGUCCAGCAGCUAGUUAUAUCACUGGACAGGUUUUUACGAUUGAUGGAGGCAUGGUUAUGUAGUCUGCACCCACCUUCAGAAAUUGCUGGUGCUUACUGUUCCAAAGUUUGAACAUGAUGGAGCGGUGUCCUACUUUUCAUACAGGAUUUUGCUGGAAAAUUUUGAAUGCUGUUAGGACCUGUAUACAUGAUUUUUUUGCUUGAAGCUUUUGUGAGGUGGUUGAACUUU